CACCUAUAUGCAUUGUUUAUAUACCUCUCUGUACAUACAUAGCUUUUCUCUAUCAAUGCAUCUUCAUUAAAAAGUUUACUUUUUUCUUAAAACACUGUCGCGGAAAUCAAAACGCGAAGUUGCGAGAAAGGAAAUUUUUUUACGUGGUUACGCGUUUUUCCUUAUUUCGAUUUUUCUGUAUUCCUUUUUUUACAAAGCACUUGUGCAAUGCACCCAUUCUAUGCAAGUGCUGGGCAAUCGUUCAAAGCAACCACUGAAGCAGCACAACAAGUAAUACCACAGCAGCAGCAGGAGCAGCAACAACAACAACAACAAGGCGAAUCGAGCAACAACGACGAUACCGACAUUAAUUUUCAAGAAUCUUCAACCACUCAUCUUGUACAUGGUGGAGGAAGAUUCAACAAGGGAAAACGACCACGAGUUGACGAUAGUAGUAGCGACGAAGAGGACGAUGACGACGAUAACGACAAGGCAACAAUUUGCCAAAUUUGUUUUAAAGGCAUGACCAACCAAGGCGGUCACUGCAUAGUCGCCACCAAGUGUGGACAUACGUUCGGAGAGUCAUGUAUAACGAGAUGGAUCAGUGCAAAACAAAAGGAUAGAGCGCAAGCACGUUGUCCCAACUGCCGGCAAAACGGACCAGUUCUCAAAAAAACCGAUUUACGACGGAUCAUUGUCACAAAGUUAGUUGCGUAUGAUACCAGCGACUUUGAACGAGUUCGAAAAGAGCUCGAGGAAUCCAAAAGAAUUAUCGAUGAAAAGACCAAGGAGAUCAUGAGCUUAAAAGGAAAAAUCAAGUUACUGAACCAAAGUCAAAGUGCGAAAGACCUCCAAGAAUUACAAGAAAAAAUAGUAGCAUUGAGCUCGGCACAAGGAGCAACAUCAUCAUCAUCAUCAUCAUCAUCGGCAUCAUAUACAUCAGCAGCAGCAGUUGAUGAGCCAGAAAGUAAACAGAAAUUGCGAGAAUUCUAUUCGUAUCCGCUCGAAUACCAGCAACAGGGCAGGUCCCUAGCGAUUAGCUCGAUGGAUGAAAUGGCGAUUGUAUCGGUUGGAAACGAAAGCCGUGGUUACGGGUUGCAAAGAAUCAGUCUGCGAGAUAUCAACAGCGUCGACUUUGUGCCGAAUCACAAAAAGGUGGUUCGCGAUAUCAAGUGCUCACCCUUUCAACAAUCACUGGUGCUGUCAACUGGUCUGGAUAAUAGGCUCGCAUUAACGUGCGUGCGAAACAAGCAUGUAAUUCAGGCAUUCUCGCUCGAAAAAGCUGGCUGGUCCUGUGAAUUUGAUGAAACAGACUCCAAUCUAUUCUACUGUGGACUCGCCAACAAUACCGUUCUCGUAUAUGAUAUCCGUAAUACCAAAAGUCACCUCCAUCAUCUGCGGCCCAACACAUCGUCCAACAACUUUCCAAUACACUCGCUUGCCUCGACCAAACGAGAGAAUGGCAAUAGGAUCAUUCUCUGUUCGAACAACAUGGGAUCGUACCUGUGGGAACUGGAUUCUUCCAAUCAGGAGCCAGUAUUUCACUCGCUACCAUCCACAGACAACCCAGGCUAUAAACCCUAUUCACUUUCAUACGACACCAAAACGCGAACAAUCCUAAUUUCAUCGCGUAAACCACCUCAAUCCAACGGUGGCACAGUACAUUCUUUAUACCAGCUUAGUCACGAAGAGCAAGUAAAAAAGCCAGAAGAGGACCCGAUCGAGCGGAUAUGGUCAUUUGAAAGCUCGUACCCGCAAGUUCAAAUGGCACGCACAUUCCAUUUUCCUCGUAAAAGAAACAGGGACGAUAUAGUAGCAUGUUUUGCACAUGAGCGUGUCGUAUCUUUACGCAACGAGAACGAAACGAUCGACUCAUUUCCUGUCAAGGAUCCGGUGAUGGAUAUCAAGGCAAAGCAAGUGGGCCAAGACCUGGUUGUUGGCGCCCUCACGGACAAGACACUGCAUUUGUAUAAAUUCCAAUGAGAAAAGCCGUGUGAGAUCAGCUCUUGACUGGGCCACACACUAUUAAAUCUCUUGUACAGAAUAUAUAAUAAACCGGUAAUGUAUGGGGGUGGUGUGGCUAGUAUAUAUGUAGGAGGGAUAGGAUCUCCAUCUUGAACCCACCCCCCAACUCUUUUUCUGUCAUCAAUAUCGUACGAUUUAAUUGAAUGUAACACAAACGA
Zychaea mexicana is the source of this 2162-nucleotide messenger RNA. RefSeq names its product WD40-repeat-containing domain protein. The coding region runs from base 208 to 1962 and encodes 584 amino acids. The transcript is spliced from 6 exons. The record is from RefSeq and is a predicted model, not a curated record. Gene Ontology annotation, biological process: protein ubiquitination; interstrand cross-link repair. Gene Ontology annotation, cellular component: nucleus. Gene Ontology annotation, molecular function: protein binding; ubiquitin protein ligase activity. Lineage: Eukaryota; Fungi; Mucoromycota; Mucoromycetes; Mucorales; Lichtheimiaceae.